Molecule: messenger RNA, 4424 nt
Organism: Prinia subflava (tawny-flanked prinia)
Lineage: Eukaryota; Metazoa; Chordata; Aves; Passeriformes; Cisticolidae
Gene: IGFBP3
Product: insulin like growth factor binding protein 3
Exons: 4
Coding region: 615-1463 (282 amino acids)
Biological process (GO): regulation of insulin-like growth factor receptor signaling pathway
Cellular component (GO): extracellular region
Molecular function (GO): insulin-like growth factor I binding; insulin-like growth factor II binding; fibronectin binding
Source: RefSeq, a predicted model, not a curated record
AGUGGUGGGGAGUCGAGCAGGGCAGUGCGGCUGGCAGGCCGGGAAAUAAAACGAAGGGAACUUCCAUUUUUCUUUCCUCCCGUCUCUAUUCUUCCCUUCUCGGUACUUUCUCCUUCUUUUCUGAAACGUUUUUGGACUAAGUUUUCUUCAGACCGUCUGACGGUCUGGGCUUGGCUUUUUUGGUUUUUUUCUUUUCACUUUUUCAAAGGGUUUUAUUUCCUUUUUUUUCUGAGUGUUGUGUGUGGCAAAAAUAGAGAAAAGUUACUGUCGAGCCCAGUAAUUCAGGCGCUCUGCAGGGAGGAGGGGGAGAAGGAAAAAGUUGCCUUUGUUGCUCGUGAGCUUUUGCCGCUUUGAUGUGACUGCGGGCAAGCGACUGCAGAGAAGGCCGGUGUGCGAGUGCCGGCAGCUCGGCUCCCCGCCUCCUCACGCCGGGAGGCUUGCGAGCGGCACGCGGCUCCGCUCCCCGCAGCCCCUCGGAGGCGGCUCGGGCUGUGCCGCGCCGCUCCGGUCCCUCCGCCGCGGCGGCGUGUGAGCACCCUCGCAGGGCUCUGCCCGGCCCCCGCCAGGCCGGGUUGCGCGGGGGCGGCUCCCGGCGGCCCCCUCCGACGGUUGCCAUGGUGCUGCGGCCCGGCGUGCUGUGGGCAGUGGCGGCGGCAACAGUGGCGCUGCUGGUCCGGUGGGCGGCGGCGGCGCUGGUGGGGCCGGUGGUCCGCUGCGAGCCUUGCGACGCGCGGGCGCUGCAGCAGUGCAAGCCCCUGCAAUCCGACUGCCCCGAACGGGUGCGGGAGCCGGGCUGUGGCUGCUGCCUCACCUGCGCUCUGCGCCCGGGGCAGCCCUGCGGCAUCUACACGGAGCGCUGCGGCGCGGGUCUUAGGUGUCAGCCGCGGCAGGGAGAGGCACGGCCGCUGCAGGCGUUGCUCGAGGGCCGCGGGCGCUGCACCAACGCUACGACGGGCGGCAAACUGCGGGCCUUCCUGCUGCCGGGACCGCACGGUGCAGGAAAUUUCAGUGAUUCAGAAGAAGACAGGAGUACCAGCAGCAUAGAAAAUCAGGCCAUUCCAAACUCUCACAGGGGGCCAGAUUCCAAGUUACAUCCACCACACAUCAAAAUAGAUAUCAUCAGGAAAGUGCAAGCCAAAGAUACACAACGCUAUAAAGUUGAAUAUGAUUCGCAGAGUAUGGAUACUUUGAAUUUCUCUUCUGAAUCGAAACAAGAAACUGAAUAUGGUCCAUGUCGUAGAGAAAUGGAAGACACUUUAAACCACCUAAAGAUCCUGAAUGUCUUGAGUCCCAGGGGCUUUCAUAUUCCAAAUUGUGACAAGAAGGGAUUCUACAAGAAAAAGCAAUGUCGCCCAUCCAAAGGCCGAAAAAGAGGUUAUUGCUGGUGCGUGGAUAAAUAUGGACAACCACUUCCUGGGUAUGAUGGGAAGGGAAAAGGAGAUGUACACUGCUAUAACUUGUAAAGCAAAUGAGGGCUGGAUGCCAUCUCCUUCGGCAUCUGUGCAUGGCCACUGGACCUCACAAGAGACCUUGGAGGGGCUCAGCGAACACUGUGGGACUGCACUGUGUGUGAAGUAACAAGCUCUGCCUCCUGCAGCAGAUGGGGAGUUGCAGUCUCGGUGGAUGCUGCUGCAGCUGCACCCUGCCACUGACACACAUUGAGUUUCCUAUGGAACGUGUAGGGAGCUCUGAAUUCUCAUGUAAACCUGCACUGUUGAUACCCAGAGAGAGAAAAACAAAAGGCACUUCAGAAUGGAAUCAGGGAGUCUCCACUGACUUUUUCAAGAAUGGCCUGUGACCAAUUUGAUCCCAAAAGAUACAGAUUUUUUUUUUAUUUUAAAGAAUUUAUAGACAUUAAGCUUGAAAAAGUAUUAAAAAGAAAAACAAAGCUGAAAAACACACAAAGAUUUAAAGGUAAAGCUUUUGUUACAGGUCUGAUGGGAAACUUGUCUUCACGGGUAAAAAGUUUUAUAAAAAUCUUGAAGAACUUUUUAAAGAAAUGUAUUUCUAAAAUAAAGGCAUGGCUAUUUUUUUUCUGUAAAAUAUAUUAUGAAUAUUCUGUUAGUCUAUAUUUAAUAUAAUUGGUUUUAAUAGAUUUUAUUUAAAUGUAACAUAUGAAUACCAAAUAUUACACAGUAAUUAUAGUGUAUAUGUCUGUAUGCAAAGAGAAAGUAAGUAUGGAAUGAUUCACAAAUAUGUAUAGAUCUGUAUGCAUACACCCAUGAUCUGUUCUAAGUAAGAGAAAUGAAUUUUUGGAGCAAAGGCAGUGUUUCCAGAAGGGACUGAGUUUUAUUAUGUGAUGUAACUACAAAUACCAAGAUAAUAAUUUUUAAAAAUUAUUUUAUUGAUAAUUCUAAUGUACCCAUCACUGAAUUAUGCCACUGGAAAGAAUAAUAGUCGCACUGAAGCUCUUGGUAAAGAUUUCUUCUGUCUGUAUAUUGCUUCAGUUUGUGCAAUAGGGCUUACAUUUCCUCCAUUUACUGCUCACACUAAUACAGAAUAUUCAUGGACAAAAAAAUGCCAUUAUAGUACUACUCUUUGUAUUUGGUUAUUUAUUUUGGAAAGGUGUAUUUAUUCUGUGUUGUCUUGGUACAUUCUACCAAAGCACUUACUCUGUAUGAGGAACUCCUGUUGAAAACAAUGUUGACAAGAUGGGAGGAUUGUGGACCCUGUGUGUUGAGACUCAUGCAUGUGUUGAGACUUCAUUUAUAUGACACACGAUUGUUGCUUGGUUUGACUAUGGUAGAAAUCAUUUGCCUGCAUCUAAGCAUAGAAAAAGAACCAUUGGGUUUAAAUAGUUUAACACACUGUCUGCCAUGGUGUUAUAUGUCUCUUUAAUUGGAGGAGAAGUAAUUUGGUUUUGUUGUGGUAUGUGAUGCUUUCACAUAAGGAAGGCUUUGGCAACUUUUUUUUUUUUUGAGGCUGAUUGUUUAAUAUACUUUGUGAAAAAUUCUGUAUGACAAUGAAAUCUGGAUAAAGAAAGGUGGCCUGUGAAAUGUAUCAUCUCUCUGGAAAAUAAUGCCAUAUUUUGUAUAUGUAUUUAUUUACAUAUUUUAUAUAAAUAUUUUAUAUAUUUAUAUAAAUAUAUAUUCUUAUAUGUCUCACUAUAAAUGUUUGAUGUCACUGUAGAUAAAAGAAGCCAUCAACACUGUAAUUUCUUGUUGGAUUGGGACCUCAAUGAAGACUAAGGACAGUGGGAUUUCAGCCAGUGGGGCUAGGUGUUGUGUUGAUGGAGGAGAGACUAUGGUGCUGAGGAGUGCAUUCCUCUCCCACUGCAUGAAUUACAACCAUCUUUGUUCCUGCUAGCAAUGGCAAAUGUCUAGAAACUUGGAUGUGGAAGGGUUUGGAUAUGCAGCUUGUUAGGAUUGGGAUAGCCCAUCAUGUAACUCAGAUGUUUAAUGCCUUACCCUGAAAUGUAUUAGCUGAACAGCACUACAAGUGUUCUCCACAUCCUUCCAAUUUCUGUCUAAUGAAAUGAGUUCAUAUCAUCAUUAAAAUUAAAAUUUUAUAAUCUCAUGGUAAGAAAAAAAUUGUACAUGAAGUAGUCCUGAUUCCAGGCUAAUACAGAUUUCCUGACACAUGGUUACAGAAAGCUUUGUGAGGUGAAGAUUUAUUGCAAUAUUUUUAUUGCUGAAGCAGAUCUAAUGCCUGCAAAAAUUUGUUGGCAAAAUAAUAAAUGCUGCACUUUUAUUUUAUUUUUUUAGAGUUGUAAACCAGUUCUUUUCAAAUAAUUUCAUCGAGAGAAAAAAGUUGUAUAUACACCAAUAUUUGGGCAUAUAAUCAUAGAGAAGAAAAUAAGGGUUGGAUUAAUUGAAGUGAGUUAUUAUUUUGCCUCUUUCUUUUUAAUAACUGAUUUUUUAAUAUCUGAUGAGCCAUCUGAAAGUAAUCAAUUUCUUGUCAAAAGUGAUGGCUGUUUUGCAAGGCACAUUUUGCAAGUAUGUAAGAUGUUUUAACAGCUUGUGACAGGCUUUAUGAUUUGGGUAUUUUGUCAAGUAUUUUAUUUUUUUAUGUUUUUCCUACCAUUAAAAACAAAUAACUAUAGAAGAAGCUGGCUAGUAGAGGUCCUUAAGUCAUAUAUUUUAUGAAAAAACUCCAAACAAACUACAUUUCAAGGAACUAAACCUAAUUUAAGCAUGCAAUCUGUCACAUGAAUAUUUAAGAAAUGACAUUCAACGCCUUUAUUAGUUCUAACGGUCUUCAGUUAUGUAACAGAGAAAACACAUAGCCAUAAGGGGAAAAAAAAAUCUCUGUGUAAAUUUGUUUUAUUUUGCUUCCAAUGGACAUCUUUAAAACAGAAAUUGUUUUAAAAUAGCCCCAAAAUUGUAAUUUGAAUCACUAUCCUUUUCAGAAGUUGCCUUUUAAGUAUUUUUUACAAGCACAGUUACUUGCACUAGUAUUGGGUGCUUGCCAUUGUCAAUCUGAUG